Messenger RNA from Ochlerotatus camptorhynchus, 1176 nucleotides. RefSeq names its product AP-3 complex subunit sigma-2 or (gene or). The transcript is spliced from 4 exons. Bases 99 to 674 code for a protein of 191 amino acids. Gene Ontology annotation, biological process: intracellular protein transport; Golgi to vacuole transport. The record is from RefSeq and is a predicted model, not a curated record. NCBI's taxonomy places the organism in Eukaryota, Metazoa, Arthropoda, Insecta, Diptera, Culicidae. Gene Ontology annotation, cellular component: AP-3 adaptor complex; membrane coat; intracellular membrane-bounded organelle.
UGAACCACUGUUGUUUAUCCUCCGGAAAACAUACGUUUUUCAUUAGGCUUUUCCAGUUUUUAAACGGAUUUCACUCGGCCCUGUAGCCGCCGGAAACAAUGAUCAAAGCGAUUCUGGUGUUCAACAAUCAUGGGAAACCGCGGCUGUCCAAGUUUUACCAAUAUUUCAACGAAGAUAUGCAGCAACAGAUUAUCAAGGAAACGUUCCAGCUGGUGUCCAAACGGGACGACAACGUGUGCAAUUUUCUCGAGGGUGGAAGCCUAAUCGGUGGUUCAGAUUACAAGCUUAUCUACCGGCACUAUGCCACACUGUACUUUGUCUUCUGUGUAGAUUCAUCCGAGAGUGAACUUGGCAUUCUGGAUUUGAUUCAGGUGUUUGUCGAAACGUUGGACAAAUGCUUCGAAAAUGUUUGCGAACUGGAUCUGAUUUUCCACGCCGAUGCCGUCCAUCACAUCCUAUCCGAGUUGGUGAUGGGAGGCAUGGUGCUGCAGACAAAUAUGGCUGACAUCUUGGCCCGGAUCGAAGAUCAGAACAAACUACAGAAACAGGAAGCUGGCCUGUCGGCGGCUCCAGCAAGGGCCGUCAGCGCCGUGAAGAGCAUGAAUCUACAGCAACAGAUUAAGGAUAUAAAAUUACCUGAUCUUCCACAAGCUAUCAAGGAUCUGAAAUUCUGACCAAACACAAACUUUGAUACGUCGUUACUCACUAAGAUUGCCUCCGACUCGUCCUACAUUCCGAUCAACAGCAGCGGCUUAGAAGGGUUCAACUUUGAUUCAUACCAAUCGGAGUGUCCUCUGGCAAAGGAAACGGCCAGUAAUGAGAAGCACCAGCAGAAAGCCAGACGAAAACCGAAGAAAGCUGGCAGCACUCGCAAGGCGGCAGGAGUGGAUGACCGCGAAGGAGAAGACGAGUGCCACCUUAAGAUGGUUUAGGGGGAAAAUUGCUGCUUUCAUUACGAUCUACUUUCAAAGUCCUAUCACACCAGCCAACCCUAAUCAAGAAAACACACAACGGAACGUGAAAUCUGCUUCAGGAACUCUAUUCUAGCCGUAGGCUGCUUCAAACUCAACAAGAAAUUAAGAAACAAAAAACAAUGGCAAACAAAAACCAGAAUACAGUGUCGGUAGUCGGAUGUUGUAUUAUUUAAUUAAUGGAGAUACACAUUUUUAUAAGGUA